Gopherus flavomarginatus (Mexican gopher tortoise) is the source of this 1861-nucleotide messenger RNA. RefSeq lists its product as uncharacterized. Lineage: Eukaryota; Metazoa; Chordata; Testudines; Testudinidae. Bases 107 to 949 code for a protein of 280 amino acids. The record is from RefSeq and is a predicted model, not a curated record. The transcript is spliced from 3 exons.
UCCAGCAUCACAAGAGAUCACACAGUCCUGGAUUAGCAGAUGAGCUCCAGCAUGGUCCGAACGGGAGGUACUGGAUCUCAUUGCAUGCUGGGGAGAUGAAUCUGUUAUGGCAGAACUACGUUCCAAAAAAAGGAUCACAAAUACUUACGCUAAAGUCUCCAGGGCCAUGAUGGAAAGAGGCUUCUCCAGGGACACAGAGCAGUGUCAUACAAAAAUCAAGGAAUUCAGGCAAGCAUACCAUAAAGCCAGAGAGGCGAAUGGGUGCUCUGGGUCACAGCCCCAUACAUUCCGCUUCUAUCAUGAGCUGCAUGCAAUUAUGGGGGGUGACGCCACCACUACCCCAUCACUGUCCGUGGACACCUGCAAGGGGGGAGUUGCAUGGAGCGGGGAGGAAGAGUCAUUGGAGGACAAAGAGGAGGACAGUGUACAAGCGGCAAGUGGGGAAUUUGUUUUCCUCCCUAGCCAGGAACUAUUCUUAACACUGGAUCCAAUAGCCUCCCGCCACUCCCAAGGUGGGCUCCCAGACCAUGACCCUGGAGAAGGUACUUCUAGUGCAAAUGUUUCAACAUGGCCCCUAUCUACUCCUUCCCAGAGGCUGGUCCAGAUAAGAUGGUGGAAAAAACGAACUCAGGACGACAUAUUCACAAAGCUCAUGCAGUCCUCUCGCACUGAUAGGGCCCAGCUGAAUGUAUGGAGGCAAACAACUGCAGAGUCGCGUAAAGCAUUACAGGAAUAUGAAGAGAGGAGGGACACGUGCCAUGAGAGCAGACCUGCCUGGCCCACCUCUCUGUCUGCCAUCUCACACAGAAUCAUGGAGCUUGUAUGGCUCUGCACUAUUGUCAUGAGCGUUUGCACCCAAAGGUACAUACUCCUUUACUUUGCAGAGCAGCAAACAUAUAUGUGGGGUGUGACAUUAUACUCUACAUUCUUUAUGAAAAAAUGCUUAUGAUAUGGAUAAGACAUAGCUAAUAUAUACUUUAUGCAAGAUGGCUGAUGUGGUGUAUCAUUGCAAAACUUUAGACCUAUUGACUGUGUUUAUCCAACCUGUAUGCAUGUAACAUUUAUCUCUGAGGCUAGAAAUAUUGACCAUAUCUCUGUAUUUCAAAUGUGCUUUGUUGGAUGAAGCCAGACAAUGUUAGUGGCUUAUUGAUGGAAGGCACAAAGACAUAAAGAUUACCCCAGGAACUGUGUGCAAUAGGAACCUCUGAAUGUUAGUGUUAUACAAUGGGGACUACUUGACCACGAUCAGACACCUCUGCACAGUGGAUGCUGUUUGACCCAGGUCACAGCACAAGAGCCUUCCAGAAAUUGGGGGGAAGAAAGAAAAGGUGGACAAUGACAGCCUACAAGAACAACCGGAAACACCUGAGGUACAAAGACUGAACAGUGAGAAGUGAUUGUCCCAGCAAUCUGGACGAUGGGAAGACAGACACUUCAGCUCAGCAUACUGAGAAUGAGAAGGAUCUGACAUUAUCAACCACUGAAGAAUAAUCCAGCUGUGUAUAAUAUAUUGUAUGUCUCCAUUAUGCAGACAUAGACCUUUCUCUCACUGCUAAUAAAACUAAUGAAAACAACACAAGACCAGUUAAGUUUUAACAGUGAAGACAAAGGCUAAGGAAAAUGUCUCAAAAAUUAAAUGAGAGCGCAAUGAGGUGACAUGUGAAUACCACAGUUCUGAGUGUAUUUUUUGUGGUGAUACCUCUUUGCUCCUUAUGCGUGUGAAACAGUGACAGAAGUGGAAGUCUGUAUAAAGCACGAUGGUAGAUUUUCUGCCUGUGAGCUUGCUUUCCAAAGUAAUUAAGUAUUUCACAUACUAUUUAUAAUGUUUUUCACUGCUCUCAAUGUUUUGUGUGCAUUCAAU